UUACUCACGCAAGCGCCCUACAAUAUUUCGGCUGAACCCGUCUUACUACACACGACUCCUCUUUGCGCCAUGUCGCAUAAUUGAUCGCCCAGUCAAUACUGACAUUGAACGGUCGGUGCGCGACGGUCGCUUACUUUAUUACGAUUAUUUACAUUCAAACGUGAUAACGCCUGCUUCCAAAACUAUUCCGUGAGAUGGAAAAACUCUGUGAUAAAUUGUGAGCUGUGUUUUAUGUGAUGCUAGUGUGUUGUGAGUGAAAAUGGAUAUAGCGAAGGAGAAGAAGGGAUACUUUGACGAUUUCGGCGAGGACGACGCGAAUUCUAGGAGAUGCAUGCUCGAUGAUCUGCAGCUCGCGGCUGAACUAGGGAAGACUUUGUUGGAACGAAAUAAGGAGUUGGAGACGGCUCUUCGUCAACACCAAAAUGUAAUAGAAGAUCAAACGCAGGAAAUCGAAUACCUUACAAAGCAAACUGUUGCGUUGCGCGAAGUAAACGACUCAAGACUGAGAAUCUAUGAACAACUUGAAGUUAGCAUCCAAGAUUUAGAACGAGCUAACCACAGGCUCGCCGUUGAUCAUGCUGCCGAUAAAAAACACAUUAAAACCUUAUGCAACACCAUCGAAACCUUGGAAACCAAGUGUGAAGAAUUCCAAAAAACCGUGGACGAUCUUAACGCGCAAUUAGAAAUCGUAAAACGGCGUGCAGAACGUAAGCCAGAAACCAUUGAAAAACCCAAAGAAAAAGAACAAAAAACGGUUGAAAAUGCAAAACAGAAUACAACUCCGUCAAAACUUCCAACUGUUACCCCACAAAAAAUUGCUCCGCUCCCAGAACUGACAAAAGAGGAUGAGGAUUUGUUGAGAUUAAGUGAUGAGUUAAGGGAAAAUAAAGUGGCCUUUGCCCAAGAACACAGGAGGGUCACAGAGCUUGAGGAACAGCUGGCAUCGGUUAUACAAGAGAACAACAGGCUGCAGGAGCAGUUAAGAAACUGGAACCUUAAGGAUGAUGAGCCUAAAUCAAUGCAUGAAGAAUUCUCGAUCCUUGAAGAAGUUAGACAAGGACAACUCUGCAUCAGGUGUCUGAGAGGUAUGGAGCGGGAUGACAUGUCGUCUAUCCUGGAUGGAGAAGACGAUGACAGAAGCGCCAUCAGUUCACUCAACCUUACUCCCGGUCAACAAAGCCCAAGAGACGACCAUGUCUCCAGUAAACUCGUCAAGUUUGAUAAUGCUAAGGAGAAAUUACUCCAAGGUAUUUGGGCGAAUAAGGAAGAUGGCCACGACAAUCCGUACAGAGACUUAGUACAGAAGUAUGAGGCUCUGCUUGAGGUACAACUAUCACAGGGCAAGAAUAUAAAGAAGAAACCAAACACAUUGCCGAACGCACAAACUCAGUCUGGCCCCGUGUCUCUUCAAGACGAAUUGCAAACUUCGGGCGAUUUCAGCCAAUUCAGUGUUAAAGAUACCGACGAAGAAAGCGGGCAUGGUGAGGAGGCCCAAAAAGAUAAUCAACAAAAGAAAGUUGAGCCAACAUCUCGCAAGAAGAUAAUUCAAACCCCAGACUUUUCUGAAGCCGAAACAUCAAGCUCAGGCUUCUCAGAUGAAACUAGUAAUAAAGGAACUCAAACUGAACGCGAAAGACCUGGUUCCUUCCUAUGCACUAUCGCGGACGGAGAAGAUUAUCGCUUUAGCAUUUACGACGAUGCUAGUCCGAUGGAUAGUCGCUUCCGAAACCGACCAGAAUACCGUGUUCUUUUCAAAGAAAUAUUUACUAUUCUGAAAAAGGCAGCCGAAAAUAAAGACGAUGGAGAACAGCUACCACUCCUAGAUGAUACAGUCAGCGGAAAAGUACCACCUGUGACGCCUGCGACUGAAGAACCCCCCGGCAACUUUACCGAUGACACCCAAAGUGUAUUGUCGUCUGUGAUGUCCGAACAAUCGAUUCCAGUAUCUGACAUAACUGCUCCAGAAACACCAACUCUAAAGGAAAAGGAAGAGCCACUUCCGGAACCUAACAAAAAACAAGAGAAACAAAAUCACGUAGAAGAUGUGAAGGAGAACAAGUCCAUGGAUGAUAGUACCAACGGAAAUCAAAAAGAAACUAAUCAGGGAAAAGAAAAGGAAAAGGAGAAAGAAAAAGAACGAGUACUAACACCGCUGGUGCGUCAACCAUUGGAGUACAUAGCGGCUACUAGAAAGAAGUCCAGACAUCGCAACCGCAAGCACAGUCAAGAUCGCCAGGGAGCUGACUCCCCCGUAUUUCCAUCUCCACCUAAAAUUAUAUACCAGAAAUCGGCAAACAAGAAGAGGAGAGAUUACAGGCCCAUAGAAAUCAGCCCACUCGUUAGAACUUCAGAAGCUGAAUGGAAUGGAUCUACUCUUCAGUUCUACAACAAAAAUAUAAGUUCCCCAACUCCGAGCGUUAGCGGCCGGACGGGAAAAAUAUAUCAAAGCUGGAAUUCUGAAACUGACUCUUGGGAUAUAAAACAAAGCACUGCUUCUCAGGAGAUACAUAAGCUCCGAAAAUUGGAGCUGUCCUAUGCUGAAGUAUUAAGAAAUGCUGAUAAGACUAAAAAUAGGCGCAAGAAACAUCAGUAAUCGAAUAUUUUUAUCCUACGACCCCCUCUUGCAAGAGCAAGAGACGAGUGAUCAACCGCCAUUUGUCUUUGCCAACUGGACAUCGUUUAAUUUUAAAGGUUUUGUGAUCUGCUAGCGUUACUUAUUUUUUUAACACAAAUCAUUAUUGGUUGCCAUAUAUGUACCGAUAUGUAGUAUGUAUUCCAUUAUUUAUUCAUUAACUUCUAUCAGCCCAUCAUAAAUAAUCAACUCCAUAUUAUGCUAUUUAUAGUAUUUUUACCCUCCCUAAUAUAUUUCUACCCUCCGACAUCAAUGAAUAGAGUAACGUAAAAUUUAUUCAUGCAUUUAUAUACACAAAAUGAUAUAAUCGCUAAAUCUCAAUGUCAUAAUACGCCGCAUUUCAAUUUUUAUAAUUCGAUUUAUUUUCAACAGAAUGCGUUUUAUAAUUUAACCAUUCAGUUAACUUCAGUCACUAUUUUAAUUGUAUAUUAUGUAUCGAAGUUUAGUUUGUAAAUAUAAUUUAAUUUUAUACAUAUAAUUUGCCAUGGUUUCCGCGUGCAUAAUUCAUUGUGGAAUUAUCAUUAUUGAGAAGAGGUAUGGUAAUAAAACAAGAUGGAUAAAUAA
This is a messenger RNA of Danaus plexippus (monarch butterfly), 3196 nucleotides long. It is a transcript of the gene centrocortin, whose product is annotated as cerebellar degeneration-related protein 2-like. The record is from RefSeq and is a predicted model, not a curated record. Bases 260 to 2593 code for a protein of 777 amino acids. The transcript is spliced from 6 exons. Lineage: Eukaryota; Metazoa; Arthropoda; Insecta; Lepidoptera; Nymphalidae.